AUGUCUGCAGGCACUUUACCUCUUGGCUCAGCUACUAAAGGAAGCAAUAAUCACCCAUUGAUUAACUCUCCUUGUGAUGACUUCAGGCGAGAGAAUGAUAAGUUAAGCAAGGACAUUCCUCCUCAUAAGCCUUUACGUGAUGUAAACCAGAUACUCUCCAUUCUUCAGAGACCGACUGUUACAGAGACAUGUUUUGAUAAUAACCUGAAAACGUCAAUGCCAUCAACGGAAGUACCUCCAGAAUCUGAUAUGAGCAAAAACGACAUAAUGGAGUCUGUUUCAUCGAGAGGAACAUCUAAGAAUUCACUUCCCCAACAGUUUAUGGUUCGAGAAUCGUCGACAACGACUCAUCUAAGCGACCCUCCGAGUUUUGACCUCGGAAUUUGA
Messenger RNA from Microthlaspi erraticum, 387 nucleotides. Lineage: Eukaryota; Viridiplantae; Streptophyta; Magnoliopsida; Brassicales; Brassicaceae. The record is from the annotation of a GenBank genome assembly.